CGGCAGCGACGCGCUCACCCGCGCAGCUCGCCGUCCGUGCGCCAUGUUCGCCGUGAAGCGGAACGCCGUCAUCGGCUUCAACCUCUACUGCGGCGGCGGCCCGUCCCUGGCUCCCGCCUCGCCGGGAGGGGGCCCGACCCCGCCGCAGCCCGCCGCCGCCGCUGCUGAGGUACCCCGGGCGCUGAUUGGCUCCGCGAGGGCCUGGGCCGCCGCCGGGCGCCCCGAGACCCCCCGCCCGCUGAUUGGCCCGACCGCGGCUUCACGAGCGCUGAUUGGCUGCGGCGCGGCGGCGCUGCCCCCCGCGGCCCGGCCGGGCGCCCUGUGGAGCCCCGAGGAGGAGCUGGACGGCUGCGAGCCCGAGGCCGAGCGUGGCCCGGGGGGGGAUUCGCUGCCCGGUACGCCUCCCGGGCCGCCGCCGCCGCCCGACGGGCUGCGGCAGGACUCGCUGGAGCUCAUCAGUCGCUACUUGCGGGAGGCGGCGGGUGAGGCCGAACCCGGCGCGAAGAAGCUCUUCCCGGGGCUGCUGGGCGGGCCCGGCCGGCCGGGGGGAUCGGGUGAUGCCGUGAUGGAGAAGGCGCUGGAGACGCUGCGGAGGGUCGGCGACGGUGUCAUGCAGAAACACGAGCUCGCGUUCCAGGGAAUGCUUCGGAAGCUGGAAAUCCAGAAAGAGGAAGAUCUGCAGUCGGUGUGUGAAGUGACUGCCCACAUGUUCAGUGAUGGAGUAACAAACUGGGGUAGAGUGGUGACGCUCAUCUCGUUUGGUGCCUUUGUUGCAAAACACCUGAAAAGUAUAAACCAGGAGAAGUGUAUCAGCUCACUGGCAGGGAUCAUCACGGAUGCGCUCGUCUCAUCUAAGCGCGAGUGGCUAAUGAGCCAGGGAGGCUGGGAGGGCUUUGUUGACUUCUUUCGAGUUGAGGACCUAGAAGGCAGCAUCAGAAAUGUACUGAUGGCGUUUGCAGGCGUGGCUGGACUGGGAGUGAGCUUGGCCUACAUGAUCCGGUGAGCCAGAGCGUGCUGCCGAUGGACAAAACUCUGGGUGGCCUGGCUCUGUUUGGGGCUGGCGAGCUCAUCACUUCUUCCUGUGAGUUCUUUUGAAGUUGGACUUGAGUGACCCAAGGAGAAUAUCUAGGCAUCCCCUGAGCAAUCCUUUCCUGAGAAGGAAGGUACAAUCCAGUCAGAUUGUGGGUACCGAUGAGCAUUUAUUGCUUUGGGACAGAAAGUGGAAGAAUUGUUGUUCUGCUUCCUUCAAGAGAAUAAUGACAGAAGGCUUAAGUGAACUGCUUCAGUUUUAUCCCAGAGGGAACCAAUCUGCGUAGCAGCAAGCCAGUGAGCACCAGCAGCUCUUGUCUGGACUGAGGCCUCCUGGGCUUGGCACAGCAGCUGUGUGUGAAGCAGAUGUUUCAGGGCUGUGGUUGUGUGUUUCUGGAAAUAGCAUCUGCUGCUGUCCUGCCUAACUUGUGGCUUUUCUGCUGGAGCAGAAGCAUCGAAUGCUGGGUGUUGUGCUAGCCUGCGCCUGCCCCAGGUGUGCUGGCAAGUGGGCCUUCAGCUGCUGCUGGCUCUGCACCUGUCCACCCUCCAGAAGUGGCAGAGCCGUGCCAGCAGCCAAGAUGUGCAACACAAUGCCAGAAAAUGGGCUGCUGGAGCCCUGUCUGGUCCCUUCCCUCCCAGCAGGCCUUCAGCUGGGUCACUGGGCAGGCAGAGGAGCUUCAGGGUGGGGUGAGGCGGGGCUGGGUGUGGUAACCACAGUCAGCUGCAGUGCAGCCGCAUCAGCCUGUCUGGCUGAUCUCAGCUACACGGAUGCGACUCACCACACAUAGGCAAUUUAUAAAUAGGGAGUGCAUUUGUAAGUAUGUAAAACCCCACAUGGGGUGGGGAGGCUGUAGAGAACCUGUAAAUAUCUAUAAAUCUGUAGAAUAUGUACAUUUUUACAGAGCUAAUGAUACAAAAAGGAGGAAUUUUGAAUGUGGUAGAACUGCUUAUGGGUGCACUGUACUUCAUUCCUCAAGUGAAGUAGCAUUUUUGUGGCGAAGCCUUCUCCUGCCUUGACUCCAAGCAAGCCUUUCUCUGAUGUACUUGAGCAACAUUGCCAGGGAGUGUAACAAGGAUCAGUAGCCUGUUGGACUCUCAUUGUGCCCACAGCUUGCUGGCAACAGUUGAUGUUCCUGUUUAUUUUAAUCUUUUUGGUUAUUCUAGCUGUUCUAGCAGGGGGGAAGCUUUGGAAGUUGGUAUCAGUUGCUUCCUUGUCUUCCCUUCAUUUUGAUCCUCUAAGCCAUGAGUUGAACGAAGCUGAUGUUUGAAUGUAAAUGUUCUGGAGCAGAAUAAAACUUGUCAGCUCGGAUCUGCAGCUUGUGCAAAUCCAUUGAUGCCAGCCUUGGGCUCAGUCCCUCAUCCCCAGCUGGUAGCAUUGCUUCUCAGUGGGCUUGCAGUGCUUGUCCACCUCGUCCAAUCAUGGAUUGGUUGGUUCUUGAUCUACUCUCUGGGACCAGGUCCUGCACAGUGAGGAUCAUCCUCCUCCAUGCUGCCUGACCUGCAGCCUGAGUGAUGCCCAAUGGAAACCCACCUGGAGAGGUGAAAGAUGGUGCUAUUGUCAGGCCUGCUUGUUUGCUGAACAAGCACUUAGUUUUGUCAAUAAAUGUUUUUGUUCUCAA
Molecule: messenger RNA, 2648 nt
Organism: Tyto alba (common barn owl)
Lineage: Eukaryota; Metazoa; Chordata; Aves; Strigiformes; Tytonidae
Gene: MCL1
Product: MCL1 apoptosis regulator, BCL2 family member
Exons: 3
Coding region: 44-1003 (319 amino acids)
Biological process (GO): release of cytochrome c from mitochondria; extrinsic apoptotic signaling pathway in absence of ligand; intrinsic apoptotic signaling pathway in response to DNA damage
Cellular component (GO): mitochondrial outer membrane
Molecular function (GO): channel activity; protein homodimerization activity; protein heterodimerization activity
Source: RefSeq, a predicted model, not a curated record